UGCCCGCUUACCCCUCCCAUCCCCAACUGGUGCCACCACUCAUGGACGCAUGCACCACUGAACAUCUCAACAGGCGCGCGCAAGGUCAUCGGUACGGUAACGUCACAACGCCAGGCUGAUAGGUUUCCUCAGCCGUUGAAAAGCACCGCUGAUCCAAACGUGUAGUGGGUAAGAGAACGUUUUUAUCUCUUGGUAGUUCAAGACCGCCUUGGUUCAACAAGAAAGAAACGUUUUAUUCAUCAACUGUUUUGCGCUUGGAACCAUAUUCAUUCGAUUUUCUUUUGUGAUCAUCACCAUUACCACCAAUGCCACCACCUACUACUCGCCCUAUCAUCAUACACUGUACAGUAAAUUAGGCCAACAUUGGUAGAAACAAAGUACAUACACCUUUCGACUGAGGGUGUCCAAAGGUCAACUGCACCGCAUCUCAUUACUCAACUCAGGCGUGUGCAUAGUCAAGAUGGGUGCUUAUUAGUAUUUGCAGCAAGGCAUGAAACAAUCUAGUUAUCCGUACCAUCACACCACCAUAGCCCAUGACAAUUAUAUCAACUUGUAUCUGCCGUGUUAUAUAGCAAUUAAAGCAAGAAAAUUACAUAGUACAUUACUGUACUUGAGCGCUUCACUACAAACCUACUUCUCCUCAACAUUAUACUGCUGACAGGAAUCUCAAACAUCCAGUCCGGGCCACGAAGCGAGACCUCAAGGGAGGAGUUGAAAGCAUAUUUACCUGGAUUUGGGACCAACUACUUUUACGUGGAUUUACUAAGCUACCUACUGAAGUGCAAGACUAUCUGCAAAAUCAUGCAUUAUAGAUGUUUCUCGUUGAAGAGUUAAAGGCGUAUUAUCAGGAUGCAGAGCAGAUGGUUGUACGUGUUGCUAUUGGGUUUGUUAACUCUAGCGUGGGCUUCAGCUGCUCCUAGCCAAGACAUCUUACUCUUCUCUUAUGAUGAUAGUACACCUUUUCCAAACUCACUGAAAUGUUUCACUUGUACUAACAAAAGCAGCAACCAUGAAUGUAACCGCAAAGCAUAUGACAUGUUCUGUCCCAGAGGAACCAAAUUUUGCCACACAUCACACCAUGUCAAUGAAUGGACAGGACAAGUGGUUAUUAACAAGAAGUGCGCUAUUCAAGGAGAAUGUACCCCGAAUAGUGUAGGUUGUGGUGAUACUGAUGUCCCAGGUGUCAAGCGAUGUGUAUCGUGUUGUGAUUGGAACAUAUGCAACUCAGAAGCGCCCUCAAAUAGUAGUACUGCAAUAUAUGUAACGACCAAACCCAAGAAUGGCGUUUCCUCAAUCAGGACUUCCAAUAUAUUGUACAUUUUAUAUAUGAUUUCAAUUAUUAUGUGCAGGAUUCUUGUCAGAACAUAGCUGAUUUUAUGUGAAUGUGUGACACACAGGCAGCAAUAAAACAAAUGCUCAUGUGGAACAAAAUCAUAUGCUCAUAUGUGGAACAAAAUCUGGACAAAUAGGCAAAUUGAUUUGUGCCUGGAAUUUCUGAAAUCUGAGGAAUGAUAUUCUACAAAUGUGCGUCUGGUUGCACGAAAUAUAGGCAGCAGAAUUUCCGAACAGGAAUACAGAGGAAAACGGUGUUGAAACACUUGAUCAAGACAAAUUUUUUAUUGCUGCUUUUUCAUAUAGUACUUGAACCAUCGGUUUUCCUAUUAAUUAUACAGAAAUGCAUCAAUUCUGACUGCUUUUAUAGGCUCAGUUACUGUACAUCAAAGUACUCUGGUACAUACUCAGUAAGCUAAGGGCUUAGACAAUAUUCCAAGAGAAACAGAAAAUGAUGGUGCAGCUCACACAUAGCUUGCAAAUGUAGAAGUAUGUUAUAGGACAGGUAUCAUGGAUGGACUUGAAAGAUAACCAUGUUUCAAAGGUGAUGGCCAUGGCAUAAAUAACUAUAAAGAAUAGGAUCUUUAUAGAACACAGAGUAGUACCAUCUGCAAAAACAAACAUUUUGGACUGGCAUUACUUGGCAUUAAUCCAUGGCUACCAAUGCGUGUCACAGAUCAAACCUGAAUGUAAACUUAAUUUAAAAGCGUGUUUCAUACAAGAGGCUUGCCAUCCCAAAACCAGCAUACUGUCACCAAAUGACAAUUAGCAUUAAAGAAUGUGGCAGUAUUGUAUACUUUAGUACAGAGAAGCUGUAAUACUUGUACUCAUAACUUUGGUAAUAAUAAGUCAAUUCCAGUAAAUGACCCAUCAUUUUAAACCUUAUAAUGUGGAGAAUAUGAAAAUAAAAAGUCAAUUUUCUUGCUUUGGUCACUGUUGUUGGUUUUUGCAUGGCAGGUUCCAUAAUAUAAAGAAUUGCGAAACUUGUAUAUAUGUUGAAUAAAAAGAGUUAUUUUUCUGACCAAACAUUUCCAUUUCUAUAAAUAUUCUCAGGUAUGUUAAUCUGAUGAAAGUAGGUUCAUAAAUUUACAUAUUCAUAUACAUAUUCAUAUAAAUUUACAUAUUCAUAUUUAUAGAUUCAUACAUUUACAUACCGUAGUUUAAUGGAAAUGUUUAUAUGCUAAAUCUAUUUUAUUGUUAAGUUGCUUUUGACCAAAAUUUGUGAUCUAUCAUAAGCUUUAAAUGAUUUUGACAAUUAUGCAAGAUGAUUCCAAUAAUUCUUCUCUCAACUAAUGACAAUUAUUAAAUGAUUUAGGAUGUUAACAAAUUAGGAAGUAACACUAACAAAGGAUGAUUUCUGAACCAUGAUUUUUGACAAUAAACAGCAGACAAAUUAUGCAAUGAAAUUGAUAAUGAAUUGGAAUAUUAGGUUACUUGCUAAUUAUUUAUUGAUAGUUGGUGAAGCUUAUUAAUAUAUUUUAUAUCUAAUUGUUGUUAAGUGUAGUUACUCAGUAAACAAUAUGUCGAAAAUGUGCAAUAGUAAGUUUUUUUUUUGUUAAACUUUUACAAAGUUAAUAAAAUAAAUAUACUUGUAUAUUUUUACAACCUUUUAUUUGCAGACACUAACAAUGUCUGCUAGAAUGUAUAAGAUUUGAUGCAUGUAAUUAUAAAUUGGUUAAUAAUUAACUAUCAAGUCUUCUGACAUGCGUGGCUUUUUUCAUUGAUAAGACUCACAGGCCAAAAUGUUUAUUGCCGGCACUUAUUGUUUAAAAGUUUGUUGAAUAAGUUCAUCAGAAUUACAUUAUUUUAGCACUGGGGGAGACUUUUGUAGCUACUUUAUAAAUGGUAUUGCAUUAUUAUUGUCGCAUGUAAACUGAUAGUUGAAUUAGUUAAUUGUUAUUGUAAUUUUUAUUGCUUUUUUUAGGACAUUUUUAGCAAAAAUAAAAUUUGUAAUUUAAAUUCAUUGUAAGCAUCUGACAUCAAGUGCUUCAUAAAUUCUACUUAUUAUAUUAUUAUUAUUAUUAUUAUUAUUAUUUAAUGUUAUUGUUAUUAUUAUUUUGAUUACUGUCAAUAAUACUACUGGUAUUACCAUAUCAAAUAAUGUGAACACACAACACAGUGUUUAAUGUUUGAACAAGUGUGUCAAAGAGGAAUAAAUAAUGAUGUUUCCUCCUGGUUUUUAAUGUGAAAUCAUACUUAAUUUAUUAGAUUCAAGCUUAAGAUCUGAGGACUGAUCUGUAUUUUUACAAUAACCAACUAACAAAUUAUGUACAGUAUUAGAACCAAUAUCUGUUUUUCUCCAUCGUUACACCAAACCACUUUGAUACUUGUUGUAAAAUGGUCAUUGCUACGUUGGUAACAUGUGGGUGCUUACUAAUAAGCAGCCAUGUUUGUUUAAUUUUUAAUAAAGCUUGUAUAUAUUUUUUCUCUGAAA
Anneissia japonica is the source of this 3766-nucleotide messenger RNA. RefSeq names its product ly6/PLAUR domain-containing protein 6-like. The transcript has 7 exons. The record is from RefSeq and is a predicted model, not a curated record. Gene Ontology annotation, molecular function: acetylcholine receptor regulator activity. Bases 850 to 1368 code for a protein of 172 amino acids. NCBI's taxonomy places the organism in Eukaryota, Metazoa, Echinodermata, Crinoidea, Comatulida, Comatulidae.